ACGGAGCUCCCCAUACACUCAAGCCAGCGGUAGAGCACACCAGUGCCCAUACUCAGAAAAGAGAACUUGGAAGGGGGAAUGAAGGAGCACUUGCCCCUGUCUCCAGUGCCUGUUGUGUGCCUAUCUUCCAGAGCUAAACUCAGCAUGAUCAACACCAUGUCAAAAAUCCGCGGGCAGGAGAAGGGGCCAGGCUACCCACAGGCAGAAGCACUGCUAGCGGAGGCCAUGCUCAAGUUCGGAAGAGAGCUUGGAGAUGACUGCAACUUUGGCCCAGCGCUUGGUGAGGUGGGGGAGGCCAUGCGGGAGCUCUCAGAGGUGAAAGACUCUCUGGACAUGGAAGUGAAGCAGAACUUCAUUGACCCCCUUCAGAACCUUCAUGACAAAGAUCUGAGAGAAAUUCAGCAUCAUCUAAAGAAGUUGGAGGGUCGACGCCUGGACUUUGAUUAUAAGAAGAAACGACAAGGCAAGAUUCCAGAUGAAGAGCUCCGUCAGGCUCUGGAGAAAUUCGAUGAAUCUAAAGAAAUUGCUGAGUCAAGCAUGUUCAAUCUCUUGGAGAUGGAUAUUGAACAGGUGAGCCAGCUGUCUGCACUCGUCCAAGCCCAGCUGGAGUACCACAAGCAGGCCGUCCAGAUCCUGCAGCAAGUCACCGUCAGACUGGAAGAAAGAAUAAGACAAGCUUCAUCUCAGCCUAGAAGGGAAUAUCAGCCUAAACCACGAAUGAGCCUGGAGUUUACAACUGGAGAUAGUACUCAGCCCAACGGAGGCCUCUCCCACACGGGUACACCCAAACCUGCAGGUGCCCCAAUGGAUCAGCCUUGCUGCCGAGCUCUGUACGACUUUGAACCUGAAAAUGAAGGGGAGUUGGGUUUUAAAGAGGGUGAUAUCAUCACACUCACUAACCAAAUUGAUGAGAACUGGUAUGAGGGGAUGCUUCAUGGCCAGUCAGGCUUCUUCCCCAUCAACUAUGUGGAGAUUCUGGUUGCCCUGCCCCAUUAGAAUAUUAGGCUGGCAGGCUUACCUCCUCUUGACCCAGAUAGUUAAGUUUAACCACUGCUUUGGUAAUGCUGCUUACAACACAUCCCAAAUGCAGGCCGCAGUGGUCCAAGUCAUCAAGCCCCACCGAGUAUCUUUGGUUGACUUGUGUGAUCCCACAAGAGUCAUGGUGAUGGGUGGUAUCUUCUUAGGCUGGUGGGCAUGGCAUGUGCUUUUUAAACACCAUCUGAGACCAGUUGGUAGUCACUGAACUGCUGUUUACACGGUCCUCAGGAGGCUGUGGCUUCUUAGAAUAUGACCAUGAGCCACAUUACGGUAAAACCAUCCUACUGAAGAUAUUAUCUAUCACCUAGGGGCCAUCUCAAGGUCUCAGGUUCUCCAUUUCAAUAGGAGAAAGGUCUUGCUUUCCCAUUGCCCCCUCCCAAAUAUGUGAGCCACAGAAUUGUAGAAGAAAGCCUCCCUCACCAGCAACUUGUCUUCUGGCCUGAAUGCAUCAGUCCCUUGAUGCUAUCAGUAGGACAGUGUCGAAUGUGAGUUAGAAACCUUUUCUGAAAACAGUCACUUUUGUUCCUCCCAAUUAUGCCUAUUUCUGAGGGACAGCCAGUUUUCUUCCCUCCCUGCUCAUAAAGCCAGAGGGGGACUCCCACUGUAUUUCUGAGUAAGGCAGUUAGCAGUCACACAUGGUAGGAGAGGCUGAAGAGAAGAGAUGGUCCGUUAUGAGGAAACGGGAAAACAUCUGGUUUCCAAGCUUAAAUUUCUUGCUGCAGAGAAACCACUUAUGUAUUUAGGCCAUUUCCAAAGGUACAGGGAAGAGGGAACACAUAUGUUCACUUCAGUUUUAUUUAUGAAUUACGUGCGUCAUGAGUCCAUUUGGCACAGACACACAAGGAGAAAAACACAAGAAACCAUUAUUCCACGAGUUCCUAGACCAAGAAACAGUAACUGUCUUUCCUUUCCGCUUCCACCUUGUGUUCUUUGAAUGUCAUUUGUGCAGAUUCUGCCCUCAAUGAGGACCAAAUAAAGACGAUUUUUGU
Messenger RNA from Callorhinus ursinus (northern fur seal), 2027 nucleotides. The record is from RefSeq and is a predicted model, not a curated record. NCBI's taxonomy places the organism in Eukaryota, Metazoa, Chordata, Mammalia, Carnivora, Otariidae.